Molecule: messenger RNA, 4452 nt
Organism: Triplophysa dalaica
Lineage: Eukaryota; Metazoa; Chordata; Actinopteri; Cypriniformes; Nemacheilidae
Gene: trappc9
Product: trafficking protein particle complex subunit 9
Cellular component (GO): trans-Golgi network
Source: RefSeq, a predicted model, not a curated record
CACAAACACAAACGGGAAGCUGAUCAUAUGACAGGCGCGCAGGAGAACGACUGCAGGCGAGCGGAAGUGUCUACGGGGUGACUGAGCAGGAUUUGAUGGUGUUCUGUCGGGUCUCAUCUUCCAGAAAACACAUCAUAGAGACACAAAGAUCAUUACAUUUUCGAUUUACAUCUACGCAAUACCUAUUAUAACCUGUUGGAGGACGUCCAGCAGGGAGCGCUCGUGAACGCGCCCAUAUGACUCACCCUCCGCGUACUGUAGCAGAAGAAAAAACAGCAGCUGUGUAUUCAGGAAAAGCGUUUAUAUUUGGCAAAAUAGUUUAUGUCUGCAGAUAUGAGUGUCCCAGACUACAUGCAAUGUGCUGAGGACCAUCAGACAGUCCUGGUCGUUGUUCAGCCUGUGGGCAUCGUCCCAGAAGACCAGUUCUUCCGCAUCUACAAACGCAUCACCAGCGUCAGCCAGGUCAGCAUCCGAGACUCUCAGCGUGUCCUUUUCAUCCGUUACCGGCAUCACUACACUCCCGAGAACAACGAGUGGGGUGACUUCCAGACGCAUCGCAAAGUCGUGGGCCUCAUCGCCGUGACCAGCUGCGCCACACCCAAAGAGUGGCCACAGUUGUCGGACCGUUUCCACGGGCAGAAGGAGGUGUUCGGCUCGACUCUGUACGACUCACGGCUGCUGGUCUUCGGGCUGCAGGGGGAGGUGGCCGAGCAACAGAGGACGGAUGUGGCAUUCUACCCGAGUUAUGACGAUUGUCCCGAAGUGGAGAAACGGGUUGAGGACUUUGUGGAGUCCAUAUUUAUCGUCCUGGAGUCGAAAAGGCUUGACAGAGCCACAGAUAAGUCCGGAGAUAAGAUCCAGCUGCUGUGUGUGCCCUUUGAGAAGAAGGACUUUGUCGGGUUGGACACGGACAGCAGGCACUAUAAGAAACGCUGUCAGGGCCGCAUGAGGAAGCACGUGGGAGAUCUGUGUUUGCAAGCGGGCAUGUUGCAGGACGCUUUCGUGCAUUAUCACAUGUCCGUGGAGCUUCUGCGAUCAGUCAAUGACUUCCUCUGGCUGGGAGCUGCUCUGGAGGGAUUGUGUUCGGCCUCUGUCAUCUUCCAUUACCCAGGAGGCACUGCAGGGAAGAGAGGAGCCCGUAAGCCUGGGCUUUCCUCCGCUGCAGAUGCUGGCAAGAGACACAGACCUGGCGCACAGGAAGUUCUCAUUGAUCCAGGUGCCCUGACGACCAAUGGGAUCAGUGCGGACACGAGCGCGGAGAUCGGAAGGGCCAAGAACUGUUUAAGUCAAGAGGACAUCAUCGAGAAAUACAAGGAGGCCAUCUCAUACUACAGCAAGUAUAAGAGCGCUGGAGUGAUCGAGCUGGAAGCUUGUAUUAAAGCUGUCAGAGUUUUGGCCAUUCAGAAACGGUCCAUGGAGGCAUCCGAGUUCCUUCAGAACGCUGUUUACAUCAACCUGGGCCAGCUGUCAGAAGAAGAGAAGAUCCAGCGCUACAGCAUCCUCUCGGAGCUCUACGAGCUCAUCGGCUUCCACAGAAAAUCUGCUUUCUUCAAACGGGUCGCUGCCAUGCAGUGUGUGGCCCCCACCAUCCCCGAGCCGGGCUGGAAGGCCUGUUACAAGCUCCUGCUGGAGACCCUGCCGGGAUACAGCCUCUCUUUGGACCCGAAAGACUUCAGCAAAGGGACUCAUCGUGGAUGGGCGGCUGUACAGUUACGGUUACUUCACGAGCUGGUUUAUGCAUCUCGACGGAUGGGGAACCCAGGACUGUCCGUCAGACAUCUCUCCUUCUUACUGCAGACCAUGCUGGACUUCCUGUCCGACCAGGAAAAGAAAGAAGUGACCCAAAGUUUGGAGAACUACACAUCGAAAUGUCCUGGUGGAAUGGAUGUGAUCACCCUCCCCGAUGGCCUCAAACUACUUCCUGUUCCCUUCACCAAACUGCCCAUCGUCAGGUCUGUGUCUCUUUUGAAUCUACCCGUGAGUUUGAGGCCUCAUAAGGUGAAAGGGCUUCUGGGACAGGGGAUGUCGGCUGCCAGCCCCUUUAUCUACUCUCCAAUCAGCAUGCACAACCGAGGAGAUGAACGCUCGAAGAAGAUCGAUUUCCAGUGGGUUCAGGGUGAUGUGUGUGAGGUGCAGUUAAUGGUGUAUAACCCCAUGCCCUUUGAGCUACGAGUGGAGAACAUGGGUUUGUUGACGUCAGGAGUGGAUUUUGAGUCUCUUCCUGCUGCACUAUCUUUGCCUGCCGAGUCCGGCCUCUAUCCCGUCACUCUGGUCGGAGUUCCGCGCACCACCGGGAACAUCACGAUCAGCGGUUACCACUCGUGUGUGUUUGGGGUGAGCAGUGACUGUCUUCUGGAUGGAUUGGUUGGGGUGAAGAGCAGCGGCUUUAUGUUGGAGGUGGUCCCGUCACUCCCGCGACUGCAGCUCUGCACAUCAUUACCCAGGUCGGCUCAUCUGUCCAGUGAAGAUUUAUCCAGCAGCGUGUUACAGCUAUUUAAUGGAGAAACACAAGAGCUGAUGGUCACCCUGGAGAAUAUCGGUACAGAGACUUUAAACACACUGGAGCUGUCGUCUAAAACACUCAGCACUAAAGAAAAGCUGUUUGGCGAGUUCAUUAGCUGGGACCUGCAGGACGCCGUGUCUCACCUUCCUCUGAAAUCAGGUCAAUCCGUCACCGUUCCCAUCAGGAUACAGGCCAAACUGGACUUCUCCAGUCAGGAGAGCCUACUGCACGACCUGAAUGACGAUGGUAUCAGCGUAACAGGUCUGCCCGUCUCCAGCCCACUGCGGCAGGUCCUGAAGUCCCGCUCUGAAAAUAAAUCGGUCGGUGCUGACACCAGCAAGAACGAAUACAACCAUGUUAAGACACUGGAGGUGGUGUUGACCUUUAAAUACAGCGGUGGAGCCGGACAGGUGGAGGGCUACUAUCGGGAGCUCAGUUUGGGAAUCCGAGUGGAAGUUGAACCUUCAGUUUUCUUCACACGAGUUAGCACGUUACCCGCCACCAGUACACGCCAGUGUCACCUGCUGCUGGACGCGUUCAACUCCACCGAACACGAGCUCACGCUGUCUGCCAAAAACAACCAGAACCUGGUGCUGCAUGCCAGCGAAUGUCAGAGGAUGGCCAUUCAGGUGGAUAAGUUUGACUUUGACAGCAUGCCUGUGAUGGACCACGAUGCAUUGCAGCAGGUGCCAGCUCGCCAGCAGGAAGAGAAGAGGCAGGAGGUUCUGGGAGGACUCAUCAACAGGACUCUGGACAUCCAUUGGACUAUCUCAUCGCUGCGGCGGCAUGGAGAGGCCAGUGUGGAAGGAAUCCUCAACCAGCUCAUUCUGGAUCAUCUACAGCUGGCUCCUCUACAGUGGGAUGUUGUGGUGAACGGGAAGCCCUGCGACUGUGACGUGAUCGCUGACUGCAGGGUGGGAGACGCCGUGUCAUUAGAGGUGAAACUGACCAAUCGCAGUAAGAGCGCAGUGGGGCCGUUCUUUCUGACCGUCGUGCCCUUCCAGGACUAUCAGAACGGAGUUCAGAACCACGACCUGCAGGACGCCGUCACUUUCAUCGGGUCCAGCACCUUCUACAUCAGCUCGGUGAACCCUACCGAGAACUCUGUGUGUGUGGGCGCUUUGCUCUUCCUAUACACUGGAGAUUUCUACCUGAACAUCAAGUUUCAAGAUGACAGCACGGGCCGUGACCUGCCGCCAGCCUGGUUCUGUCUUCCCAGCGUCCACAUCAAAGCGCAGGAGUCGAUCGAAGCGGCCGCCUGAGCCGGUGAACUCUGACCUUUCACCCGACAGACUUUUAAAAACGCCCCGAAAACAUCUGCCGAGCUGCUCCGGAUAAUCUUGAAUCUGGUGUUAAAUCCGGUGUGGACGUGUUUAAGUUUAUUCCAACUCUGCCGCUUUAUAUUCUGUUCGAUUUCUCCGUCGUGUCCACUGACUUUGGAUGCGUCUCUUCUGAUACAGUUUGACAUGAAGACGCAGCCGUUUUCACAGGUAUAUGUUAGAUGAAAACAUUAUUGUCAAUCUUACAAUUUUACUCUGAAGCUGUUUAGUGUCUUUGACAUGUAAAUAAGAGUCAUUUAGAGAAAUGUCCAUGACAACAAUCUACUUUUAAUGGGUUUAUCGCACAAAUGUUACACUUAAUAAAAAAACAGGGGAAUUAUAUUUUGGAAAGAAAAUGAAGCCUAAUUUUAAGGCGUUAUGAGUUUAGCACAUCUUCUGUGAUCUUAUUUAACAAAUUAAAGACACACACUGUCAAAAAUCUAAAGUAAAAUCAAACACAAAUGAAUAGGCUUCAUGUUCUUUAAACAAAAUAUACUUUCAUACACCAUUUCUUUGUUUUGUGAUAUGCAUCCUAUAUUGCAUGUAAAUAUGAGUUAUAUCUGUUAAAAUAUGUAAACAAGGUUUAGCACACUUUUCUUGGGAUGUUGCAUAAAAGAUUUUGUGACUGUU